AUGUUGUACUCUUUAUCAGCUCUUCCUCAUAUUAUCAUCAUGUCAGCAGAAUUUAUCACAAGGAUUACAGUAAAUGGAUUUCUUGUCAUCAUGAACUGUAAUGAACUGAUGAAAAGUAGAAAGCUAACAUCGAUACAACUCCUCAUGUUGUGUAUGGGGAUGUCUAGACUUGGUCUGCAGAUGGUGUUAGUGGUACAAAGUGUUUCCCCUGUGUUCUUUCCAGUCUUCUAUCGGACAAACAUUCAUGGUAAAGCGAUGCUAUUUCUUUGGAUGUUUUUAAAUUCUGUCAGUCUCUGGUUUGCCACUUGCCUUUCUGUAUUUUACUGCCUCAAGAUUUCAGGCUUCACUCAGUCCUAUUUUCUUUGGUUGAAAUUCAGGAUCACAAAGUUAAUGCCGUGGCUGCUUUUGGGAAGCUUGGUGACCUCUGUGAGCAUUGCAGCUCUAUGUAUUGAGCUUGAUUACCCUAAAAAUGUAGAUGAUGACGUACUCAGAAAUGCUACGCUGAAGAAGACCAAAGUCACGAUAAAGCAAAUCAAUGAAGUGCUACUUGUCAACUUGGCAUUAAUAGUCCCCCUAGCCAUAUUUGUGAAAUGUACUUUUAUGCUCUUCAUCUCUGUUUUCAAACACACCCAUCGGAUGCAAAACAGAGCUCAUGGUUUUAGAAAUGCUAGCACUGAAGCCCACAUAAAUGCAUUAAAAAUGGUGAUAACAUUCUUUUGCUUCUUUAUUUCUUAUUUUGCUGCCUUCAUUACAAACAUGACAUUUAGUAUUCCUUAUGGAAGUCAGUGGUUCUUUGUGCUAAAAGACAUAAUGGCAGCAUAUCCCUCUGGCCAUUCACUUAUAAUAGUUUUAAGUAAUUCUAAGUUCCAACAGCCAUUCAGGAGAAUUCUCUGUCUCAGAAAGAAUUGA
Orycteropus afer afer is the source of this 909-nucleotide messenger RNA. RefSeq names its product taste receptor type 2 member 7-like. The record is from RefSeq and is a predicted model, not a curated record. Gene Ontology annotation, molecular function: bitter taste receptor activity; G protein-coupled receptor activity. Gene Ontology annotation, cellular component: membrane. The coding region runs from base 1 to 909 and encodes 302 amino acids. The transcript has a single exon. Gene Ontology annotation, biological process: detection of chemical stimulus involved in sensory perception of bitter taste; sensory perception of taste; G protein-coupled receptor signaling pathway. NCBI's taxonomy places the organism in Eukaryota, Metazoa, Chordata, Mammalia, Tubulidentata, Orycteropodidae.